UAGCGGAGGCGCGGGAGGCGGCGCGCUCGAGUCCGGAGCGGAGCGCCGGGGAGGGGCCGACGGAUACGCGGACGGACGGACCCCCCGGCCUCGCGUCCCGGACGCGGCCAAGGGCUGCGCGGGCCAUGUGGGGACCCGGGGUCGCGGCCGAGGGCCUGGCGGUGGCGCCGGCGCCGCCGCCCCUGCUGCCGCUGCUGCUGCUGCUGGCGCUGGCGCUGGUGGCGCCCUCGCGGGGCGGCGAGGGCUGCGCGGAGCUGGCGUGCGGUGAGCGGGAGCGCUGCUGCGACGCGACCAACGCCACGGCGGUGCGCUGCUGCAAGCUGCCGCUGCACGCCUUCCUGGACAACGUGGGCUGGUUCGUCCGCAAGCUCUCGGGGCUGCUCAUCCUGCUGGUGCUCUUCGCCAUCGGCUACUUCCUGCAGCGCAUCAUCUGCCCCAGCCCACGCAGGUACCCGCGCGGCCAGGCGCGCCCGGGCCAGGCGCGGCCGGGGCCUCCGGGAGGCGGCGGGCCGCUGGGGGGCGCGGGCCCGCCCGACGACGACGACGACGACUCGCCGGCGCUGCUGCGGGACGAGGCGGCGGCCGGCUCGCAGGACUCGCUGCUGGACAGUGGCGGCCGGGGCCGGGGCGGCGGGGCGCGCUCGGCCCCCUGCUGCGCCCCAGAGCAGGAGCUGCGCGUGGUCUCGCCCGUCUUCCUGCAGCUGCCCAGCUACGAAGAGGUCAAGUACCUGCCCACGUACGAGGAGUCCAUGCGGCUGCAGCAGCUGGGUCCCGGGGACGUCGUGCUGCCAGUGUCGGUGCUCGGUCGCCCGAGAGGCGGCAGCGCGGGGGAGUCCGACGGCGGCGAGGGGCGCUUCCCGCUCAUCUGA
Molecule: messenger RNA, 869 nt
Organism: Nycticebus coucang (slow loris)
Lineage: Eukaryota; Metazoa; Chordata; Mammalia; Primates; Lorisidae
Gene: C8H3orf80
Product: chromosome 8 C3orf80 homolog
Exons: 1
Coding region: 126-869 (247 amino acids)
Source: RefSeq, a predicted model, not a curated record